GGUGACUGACGGGUAAAGCAGUGGGCAGGGCGGCGGCGUCACAACUCAGUACACCAGCGAAAGGAGAGGACAUGUGGCUGCCGGGACUGAAUCUACUUCGACGGCAGCUCAGCACGGCGGCGGCUCGGGGUUUGGUGUACGAGAGGCACGGAGAGCCAGCGCAGGUGCUGCGUCUGCAGAGUCUAAAAGUCUCCUCUCCGACUGAUUAUGAAGUCCGCGUUAAAAUGUUGGCUGCCCCCAUAAACCCUUCAGACAUUAACAUGGUCCAAGGGACCUAUGCAUUGUUGCCCCAGCUCCCAGCUGUAGGGGGCAAUGAAGGAGUAGGUGUAGUUGCAGAAGUUGGAGCUCAUGUGUCGUCAUUCCGGUCUGGUGAUUGGGUGAUUCCUGUGGACACUGGUCUAGGUACAUGGCGUACGGAGGGUGUGUUUAACGAGGACGCCCUGGUCCGGGUCCCCAGUGAUAUAUCUGUGGUUGGAGCAGCAACGUUAAGCGUUAACCCUUGUACGGCAUACAGACUACUCUCUGAUUAUGAGACCCUUCGGCCAGGUGACUCAGUAAUACAGAAUGCCAGCAAUAGUAGUGUGGGUCAGGCCGUUAUACAGCUUGCUGCAUCCCUGGGCAUCACCACUAUUAACAUUGUGCGAGAUAGGACAGAGCUACAGAGCUUGGUGCAUAGACUUCAUGAGUUAGGUGCUGAUCAUGUUAUCACUGAAGACCAACUGCGUAAGCCAGAGAUGAAGGAUCUGUUUAAGACCUGCCCUCGCCCCCGACUGGCAUUAAACUGUGUUGGUGGAAAAAGCACAACUGAAAUGUUGCGCCAUUUGGCUUACGGUGGCACAAUGGUAACCUAUGGAGGGAUGGCUAAGCAGCCGGUCACUGUACCAGUGAGUGCUCUAAUAUUUAAGAAUGUGAAGUUGUGUGGCUUUUGGGUAACUCAGUGGAAGAGAGACAGGCAUCAGAUAGAUCGAGAAGAAAUUACCAAGAUGAUCCGGGACCUUUGUGAUUUAAUCCGCAGGGGGAAACUUGUUCCUCCGCCAUGCACCCAAAGACCUCUGGAUGAUUUCGCACAGGCGCUAUGUGAUGCCCAGACACCAUUCCUCUCCCGUAAACAGAUCUUGAUUAUGUAAUCAAGAAGUGGAUUUAUUUGUUCAUGCAGUGUAUCUCAGAUCCUAAUUACCAUAAUACAAUGUCCAUUUAUAGAUAUCUAUUUUUAUGUCUACAAAGUCUGUGAAAUCAAUUACAAAUUACAAUGUGAAAUGUGUGUAUUUAUUAACUUUUUUUAAAUAUAUGUAUAUAAUGCUUCAAUUUAAUUAGUAAAAUGUAUGGAAUUGCAGGGACAUUUGAACAUUCUGUAGAUGUCCUGCAUUACCUUUUAUACUUGAGUAGUGAUGAGGAAGACACUGCACUGCAAAGAGCCUUCAGUGGUGCUUGGUUUUUCCUAGACCGGAAGCACAGCAUGCAUGCAUAUUACGACUAUAUGUACCUUUGGGCCUGAUUUAGAGAUGGAUGUUUCUGCACUGCAUCUGUAUCUAUGGACACAGCUGCUGUUCAAAAAUAUGCUAAAGAAAAAGACCUCACCAGGCAGCAUCACUGAUCAGAGUGCUGCGUCUGAAGAUGCAGCAUUGAACCCCCUAUUCAGACCAUCAGCCACCUGUGUAAGCGUAAGCUAACUCAGAAUGUCCGCCUCUUGUUUGCUUGCAAGGCCAGUAAAUCUGUCAGGCUCACAAGCCCCCAUUUUCUGGAAAUACAAGCAGCGCUGCCCCACGACCGCCAAUUGUAAUUUUUGGGAACUGCGAGCGAUCUUGCAGAAGGAGAUCUGCACAUGUACGAUGCAGUAUCUGCGCAGGCACAGAUCUCUAAACAUAUAAGAUGUACAUAAACCAUCUGGUUUCCAUACAUCUUUGAAUUAGGCCGUUUUGUAUGGGUUGGGGCUGUAAUGCUGGUGGUCGGGAUCCCGGAGGUCAGCAUCCAGACUACGGGAUCCCGGCCACCAGAAUGCCAGGGGGGGAGGUGAGUGCAAUGAUGCACUCGCCACAGGUUCUAUUCCCACUCUUUAGGUGUCGUGGGAAUAGUCCCUGUUUGCCGCCAUUACGGCUGCCGGUAUUGUAAGAGGGCGGGAUUCCGAUGUCUGUAUCCUGACCGCCGGUAAAGCAACUACAUCCCCUUUGUAUCUAUAUUUAAGUUUAAAUAAUUAUAAAAGAAACAGGCUAUUUAGGUUAUCUGGAAUUAGUUUAAUUUAAUAAUAUGGUUAAUAAUGCAUUAAACAAAGCCCACAAUAGAUUAUAUGCAAUAUAGAAGUUCUGUGUGAGUGUCUAAAAGUAAAUUGAUCCUGUGGGUUAAAUACAAUAGCCUACGAGUUGUGGCAAGUGCCAACAUUUCAGCAACUGAGCAGCCAUGUUUGGAGACGCAAUUUAUAAGCACACUAGGCUGGUUUUGCCUUUACAAGUUGCUACCUUAAACCCUGUGAAUAAAUUGCUGAAAUCUUGGCAGUUGCCACAACUUGCAGGCUGUUGUAUUUGUAUUUAUAGGUCUAUAACCUGCUGCAAAAGAUAUUGAUAUAGAUGGUGGUCAGUUCUAUGUGUGUACUGACUGUAUUGCUAUGUUCAAACCCUUAAAUGCAUAGUUAAAUGAAAAAUAUAAAAAUGUAUAUUAAAGAUCCUUGCAAAUGUGAUCAACCAA
Molecule: messenger RNA, 2679 nt
Organism: Pseudophryne corroboree (corroboree frog)
Lineage: Eukaryota; Metazoa; Chordata; Amphibia; Anura; Myobatrachidae
Gene: MECR
Product: mitochondrial trans-2-enoyl-CoA reductase
Exons: 10
Coding region: 72-1127 (351 amino acids)
Biological process (GO): fatty acid metabolic process
Cellular component (GO): mitochondrion
Molecular function (GO): trans-2-enoyl-CoA reductase (NADPH) activity
Source: RefSeq, a predicted model, not a curated record